CACUAAAGGUGAAAAAAUGGACCUCCCCCAACUAACCGAGAAUGAAGUCUUCAUGGCCUUUGCCUCCUAUACAACAAUCAUUCUUUCAAAAAUGAUGCUUAUGAGUACUGCAACUGCAUUCUAUAGACUGACAAGAAAGGUUUUUGCCAACCCAGAAGACUGUGCACAGUUUGGCAAAGGAGAAAAUGCCAAGAAGUAUCUCCGGACAGAUGAUAGAGUGGAACGUGUGCGAAGAGCACACCUGAAUGACCUUGAAAAUAUUGUGCCAUUUCUUGGCAUUGGCCUUCUGUAUUCCUUGAGUGAUCCAGAUCUCUCUACAGCCCUGCUGCACUUCAGACUCUUCGUUGGAGCACGGAUCUACCACACAAUUGCAUAUUUGACACCCCUUCCCCAGCCAAACAGAGCUUUGGCUUUUUUUGUUGGAUAUGGAGUUACAUUUUCAAUGGCUUAUCACUUGCUGAAAACUAGAUUGUACCUGUAAGGAGAAUCAGACAACUC
Molecule: messenger RNA, 498 nt
Organism: Orycteropus afer afer
Lineage: Eukaryota; Metazoa; Chordata; Mammalia; Tubulidentata; Orycteropodidae
Gene: MGST1
Product: microsomal glutathione S-transferase 1
Cellular component (GO): mitochondrion; membrane
Molecular function (GO): glutathione transferase activity
Source: RefSeq, a predicted model, not a curated record